This is a messenger RNA of Dovyalis caffra, 240 nucleotides long. Lineage: Eukaryota; Viridiplantae; Streptophyta; Magnoliopsida; Malpighiales; Salicaceae. The record is from the annotation of a GenBank genome assembly.
AUGGGAGGAGCGUUGGCAAGACCAUUUGCAAGUAGACUUCUUCUACUGCCCCAGCUUGACGGAAGUCCGACUUUUCUUAUUGUUGAAUCGGAAUCAACACUAGCACCACCGGGGCUGCCCCUGGUGACUGACAAUGAGGAGGGGGAGAGACGAGUAACAGCAGACACACUGCUAGGACUACUCCCUCACACACCAAGAGAAGCAGACGAGAAGGGAAGAGGAAGAGAAUGGGAAGUGUAG